ACGUCCCUCCUUUUGUGCUAUCUACAUGCUAACUAAACAUACAGAUAGUGUACAUAUGUCAUUAGUUUGUCAUCAGUGGUUGGACUUUAACUCUUUCACACAUAUGGAUUAUAAACAUGGCUUCUCGUACAACGUUUUCUAUAGUGGCUGUUUUGCUAAGCGUCUUUUUGUAUUUUUACUUGGACGCUCAUGUACCGGAACAAUUCCCACAAAAAUUUAAACUGAAAAUAAUGGACGCUUUCAUGAAAACUUACGGACACGUUAUGUCUGGUAUGACCUCAUUAGGACUGAUCGAAUAUUUUUCUCCCGCCGACAGGAAGAUAGCUGAUUGGUUCAUACUUACCAUGACGACGGGUUUCCCAUGGGGUUCCGGUGUAGAUUCCAGACUUCAAAUAACUGAUACUAAACUUCGUGAUGUGAGAGUAAAAAUAUACCAGCCAGCAAACAGUCUUGGUAAAAAGAAACGUCCCGUACUUGUGUAUUUUCACGGUGGAGGAUGGAGCUUACUUUCGGCCGAUUGUUACGACCCAAUCAUGAGGAAGAUAUCUCGGGAAAGCGAUGUUGUUGUUAUAUCAGUCGACUACAGACUCAGUCCACAACAUCCGUUUCCGGUACCACUAAACGACUGCUUUGAUGUUGUGGAGUAUGUCUUGGAUAACAGUGACACACUAGGUGUUGAUUCGUCACGAGUUGCUAUAGGAGGCGACAGCGCUGGAGGAAACAUGGCGGCAGCAAUAUCUCUUCGGCUUCAAAAACGGAUAGCUUUACAACUCGUGCUUGUUCCCGUUUUACAAAUUAUCAAUUGGCAGACAACAGGAUAUAUGGAAAAUGUACUUUACCUUAACAAGAGUAUAAACUCACCGAAUUCAUUGGUUUUUCUUACGAACUACCUCAAUUUAUCACCUGCGUACGCACAUCAAUUUUUGAUAAACAAUCACACAUCACCUGAAUUUAAAAAAUCUAAAUAUUUUGACAGCGUCGAUCAGAAAAAAUGGAUGCCAAAAAAAUACGUUCGAACGAAGGACUUAUGGGAAAAUAUUGAAUAUAAGAAAGAUUUUGGAAAUCAAGAAUUAUUUAAAAAAGUAGAAGGAUAUCUUAAAGAACCUUUAAUUUCGCCAUUGAUAGCCGAUGACGAGACUUUAUCAGGACUUCCGUUUACUUACAUUAUGACAUGUGGAUAUGAUUUUAUACGUGAUGAUGGUAUAAUGUUUCACGAGAAACUCAAAUAUUUAAAUGUUAAAACAGAACUGGCUCAUUAUCCUGAAGGAUUUCACAAUGCUCUAAUGUUUCCCCAUGGGCCUCUGAAAAUGGACAUUGGUGUUAAAAUAAUUGCAGAUAUUGUACGAAUUUUGAAAAAUAAGCUAUAACUGGGUGACAAAUAUAUUAGUGUAUGCUAACAUAUUAACAUAUACAUGAUAUAUACUGCCUCAGAAUGGAUAUUUGUGUCUAUAUGAUUUUAAUUCAGUUUUGUUUGAAGCAAUUGUGUGUAUUUGCCAGAACGAAUGUGAAAAUUAUUAAACUGGUACAAAAUCUUA
Messenger RNA from Mytilus trossulus (common blue mussel), 1535 nucleotides. RefSeq names its product arylacetamide deacetylase-like. Gene Ontology annotation, molecular function: carboxylic ester hydrolase activity. The coding region runs from base 117 to 1367 and encodes 416 amino acids. The transcript is spliced from 5 exons. The record is from RefSeq and is a predicted model, not a curated record. Gene Ontology annotation, cellular component: membrane. NCBI's taxonomy places the organism in Eukaryota, Metazoa, Mollusca, Bivalvia, Mytilida, Mytilidae.